Molecule: messenger RNA, 2678 nt
Organism: Colias croceus (clouded yellow)
Lineage: Eukaryota; Metazoa; Arthropoda; Insecta; Lepidoptera; Pieridae
Product: protein SPT2 homolog
Exons: 9
Coding region: 154-2202 (682 amino acids)
Biological process (GO): nucleosome assembly; regulation of DNA-templated transcription
Cellular component (GO): nucleolus
Molecular function (GO): DNA binding; histone binding
Source: RefSeq, a predicted model, not a curated record
UAAUCUGUGCUCAGUACGUUUCCAGAAAAUGGUCGGGUUGAUUGUCGAAGUCUGACACGUAUUUCGCUAAAAAUCGUAAAUAUUUUUCCAAAAACUUUAUCAUGUUUGCAUUUUCAUUGUGAUAUUCCAUAAGCCACUGUUAUAAUAUUCAAGAUGGAGUUCCGUGAGACGUUACUAGCAGCCCAGCGUAAUCAACAAGAAAAGUCAUCUGUUAGUAAUUAUUAUUACAAAGCCAAGUUUGAUCCUCCGAAAAAGGAACAAAAAGCAAAAGAUAGACUUUCAGCAAAUAUACAAAGGUUUCUGGCAAAGAAAGAUGAAGAAGAGAGACAAAAGAAAUUGGAGGCACAGAGGAAGAGGGAGGAAUUACUUGCUAUGCGUGACCCCAAGGCUCUUAGAAAGAUACAAAAAACUUUGAAAGUAAUAAAAUCUGCCAACAAAUCUGUAAUCGCUGAUGCCAUAGACAGAGAUAAUACUGCCGUAACCAGAGAAGGGCCAGACCAACCUGAUCAAGACGAUUAUGGCUACGAAUCACAAGCUGCUGCUGCUAUUUACGAGAAAAUGAUGCAAAAAUACAGUAAAUUGCCUGAUGAACCAAAAUUUCCUAGUACCAGCAGUUCACAUAAUAAGGAUUUGAAUGGCACCAGAGAAAGGGUUAAGCAUGCUUUGAAACAUGAAGAUGAUCCUGUGCCUCACAAGAGGAGACGUCGCACAGAAAAUGGAGAUCGGGAGUCAAGUCCGCCUCAAAAGUAUGAACCAGAGAAAGAUAAAAAGCCAGACAAGCCAAAAAUCCGAAAGCCCGCGCCGCCGCCCAUAGAUUUCAAUCAGCUUUUAAAGAUUGCCGAGCAAAAGAAAAGUGAACCAAUCGAUAUUGCUGCAAAGAAAGCUGUGGCUGAACCCGAACCAGACAGACUGAUGACAAAGAAACAGAAGAGGGAAUAUGAAGAGGAAAUGGCGAGACGGCAGCGCAGGCAAGAACGGAUCGAUGCUGAGAAAGCUGGGGGUCGGAAAGUUUCAAAGGAGGAAAGGCCACCAGAAAAAGAAUACAAAUCAGAAACAACUGGUGGCUUUAAAAGGAUACCAAAAAUCGGUGAGAAAUCGUCAACAUUAUCAUCAAGUAUCAAGAAUGAUUAUCCAAAACAUAACGACAGGGAGAAGGUUUCAUCUGACCGGGAAAGAUCCGAGAAAAUGCAAAGAGAAAAAGAUAGAGCUAGAUCAGAUCGAGACAAAAUAGAAAGGGAAAAGGAAAGAAUAGAUAAAGAAAGAUUGGACAAAUUAAAGGCAGAGAGAGAACGAAUUGACAGAGAAAUGGAAAGACUUAAUAAAGACAGAGAAAGGUUGGAGAAGACGAAAGCCAAGUUGGAGAGUGUUUCGUUAGACAAGGGAAAAGUAGAGAGAUUAGACAAAACUAAACUAAGCAAAGAGAUUGCCAUGAAACAAGAAGCUAAGAAAAGUAUAGACUUAAAGAGCCAAAACACAUACAGGAUAGACAAAAAUUCGAAUGAGAGAAAAGUACUGCCACAAAAGCCUGACGGUAAACUAACAAAUGGCCACAAUUCACAAAGUAAACCAGUGCCAAAACUUAGUAAAGAAAGCUUAGAUAGGAAUGGUAUGAAGGAGAGAAUGGCAUUAGCGAAACAAAGAGCUUUAGAUAGUAGCCCUAAGGUUAAUGGUCAAGUGAGACCUGAAAAUGGUAAGCGAUUAGAGCCUGGCAAAAGUAUACCUAAGAAGGUAGAUGAUAGAAGACCAAUGCAAGGUGCUUCUAAACAACAAGGUGGACCGAGUAAGCCUGUGAUAUCUAAUAGUUUUGAUUUUGAUAAGCAUGUUAAUUCAUUGGGUAAAAACGGACAUAAGAAACUACCACCCGGUGACAGGAGGAGGCCAAAUCCGAAUGAUAUAAGAAGAAAACAAAAAUCUCGCAUAGAUUCAGAUUCAGAGUACGAUUCCGAGAUGGACGACUUCAUCGACGAUGGCGACGAGAAUCUCGAUUAUUCGUCUGCAAUCAAAGAAAUAUUUGGCUACGAUAAAUCAAGGUAUCGAGACAUGGACGAUGAUGACGACCCUACAAUGGAGUCUAGUUUUGCGCGACAACAGCGCGAAGAAUAUAUAAGCAAGAAAAUUGGUAUUAUGGAGGACUUGGAAGACAUGCGACUUGAAGCAAUGGAGAAAAAGAAAAAAGGUAAAAGAAGGAUAUCUGAUGAUUGACGACCAAACUGCUUCCACGGAUAACUUUGGACCAACCGAACUUUGUUGUGUUGUGUGUACACUGUACUGAUUGUUGUGCUUAAAUUGUAUAAUUUAAUAUGUGAUUAAAAAUUACUUGCUAAAAAUUACUUAUACUUUUGGGCAAAUUUGUUAAACGUAACAAAAUAUUAUAAAUAAUAGACAAUAUGAUGUUCACUUGGUGAUUAUUAUUUUAGCACAAAAACGGCUUGCGCUUGAUUUGUAUAAAUGUGAAGUUUAAAAGAAUUACAGUUUAUUGAUUUCUUUAAACGAAGUAUUGUGUUGUAUAAAUGAGUACAGAUCUCUAGUUUAACCAUUAAUAUGAACUUUUUGUUUGUCUUACUGGAUGAAAUUAAACGGCAACACAUAAUUAUUAUGUCUUAUUAUUAUGCGUUUUUUGACACUGUGUUACUAUUUUUAGGAUAUACUUUAAAAUAUAUUUAGAUUAAUUUAAGACA